AUGCACAUUUUUCCGCAGUUGCGGAAACUGGAGCGCAAGUACGCCAGCGAGCUGGUGGUGGUGGGAGUCCACUCGGCCAAGUUCCCCACCGAAAAGGAGACCGACAGCCUGAUCUCCGCGGUGCGACGCUGUGAGCUGGAACACCCAGUCAUCAACGACGCUGAGUUUCAGCACGAAGGAGAGAUGACUUUUGAGCAGUUCGACACCCUGCUUGGCGGCAUGGUCGCAGAGUUCGAUGAAAUGGGGAUCAUGCAGCGAUCGCCGCUUCCGACCACUCCGCCCCGCAGCCCGGAGAACGCUCUCAGCUUCCCCGGAAAGGUGCUUGCCGACGAAGCCGGGGGACGGCUCUUCAUCGCGGACACCAACCACAACCGCAUAGUCGUCUCCUCAUUUGACGGGGACGUGAAGCAAGUGAUCGGAACUGGAGAGGAAGCCCUGAUCGACGGCUCCCUGUCGCAGUCCGCGUUCAACCACCCGCAGGGGAUGGUCAUCGACGGCGACGUGCUGUAUGUCGCAGACACCGAGAACCACGCCAUCCGCCGCGUUGACCUGCAGGCUGGCCGGGUGGAGACCAUUGCCGGUACCGGCGAGCAGGGUUACGAGCGCGAGGGGCGCCGGCCGGCCCGUUCCUACAGCCUGAGCUCACCGUGGGACGUUGUCCUGCAUGAUGGUGUGCUAUACAUCGCCAUGGCCGGCAUCCACCAGUUGUGGUCGCUGGAACUGGAGACUGGCGAGGUCGGCCCCUACGCCGGCAGCGGACGGGAGGCUAUCACCGAUGGCCCGCUGGCGACAUCUGGCCUGGCGCAGCCCAGCGGCAUCACUACGGACGGCGACCGGCUGUUCUUCGCUGACAGUGAGACGAGCGCGAUACGCAACUGCGACUUGAAUUCCAGUGGCUCAGUGCGCACCCUGAUCGGCCUGGGCCUGUUCGAGUUCGGCGACGUUGAUGGCGACGAUUUCCGUGUGCGGAUGCAGCAUCCCAUCGGAAUCACCCACCACGACGGCGUGCUGUAUGUGGCUGACACCUACAACCACAAGAUAAAGCGAGUGCUGCCCAAGACCCGAGCGGCGUUCACGGUGGCGGGCACUGGCACCCCGGGGUACGUGGACGGCCCAUUCGGGCAGGCGAGGUUCGCAGAACCCUGCGGGCUCAGCAUCGCCAACGGCAAGAUGUACAUUGCUGACACCAACAACCACGCCAUCCGCGUCGCCGACAUGGAGACCAACGAGGUGGCGACGCUGGAAUUGACCGGGCUGUAA
Messenger RNA from Geodia barretti, 1260 nucleotides. NCBI's taxonomy places the organism in Eukaryota, Metazoa, Porifera, Demospongiae, Tetractinellida, Geodiidae. The record is from the annotation of a GenBank genome assembly.